AUGUCUUUGAGCAAAGGUUUUCAUUACGAAGCUCACAAACAAACCAUUAGUGGUUAUGAGGAUUUAGGUGAGUUGGGCCGAACUGCAAAUGCAGCUAAUCAUGCACUUGUUUUUAUGAUCCAUGAUAUACGGAAAUCAUGGAAGCAAGUGAUAGCUUAUUAUUUUACGACAGAUACAAUAUCCUGCAGUAAUCUAAAAUUUCUAUUAAAAUUAAAGCAUAUAAUUGAACAGCUACAGGAUAUUGGAAUCAAAGUCAAAACUACAGUUUGUGAUCAAGGUUCAACUCAACGAAGAGCCUUGUCAGAAUUGAGCAAAGAAAAUAACGUUAAACAAACAUCAUACACGUUCAUGGUUCGAUCAGAAGAAAUAGUAAUAAUCUUUGAUGUCCCGCAUUUAUUGAAAAACACACGCAACGCCUUGCUCCGGUCAGUUAUAAAAUUUGAUACGCAUAAAGUUGCUAAAUUUGAAUAUAUUCAUAAUGAUUUUAAAGUCGACCAGCAAUUUCCAUUUAAACUGUUGUACAAAUUGAAAGAAAGCGAGUUUAAUUUUAAGGACUCAUAUUUAAAAAUGAAGGUACAAGUAGCUGCACGCCAAUUGAGCCGGAGCGUUGCAAAUGCAAUUAACGUUUGGUCCGUUAGUAAUAUGAAUGGCAUAUUCCAGGCAGAAGCAUUACAAACAGCAGAAUUCGUUGAACUCAUUGAUAAUCUUUUUGAUUCAUUAAAUGGAUGGACCACAUUAGCAAAACACGGGAAGGUUUACAACUGCUGUUUGCAAGAUAACUCGCCUCAUUUAGCUUUAUGGAAUAAAGUUUUGUCGCAAUUACCGAAAUGGGAAUUAUUUGAUAAAGGUACAGGAAAAAACGUUACAAACAUUUAUCAUUUCGUCAAAGGUUGGGAAAUAAGCAUAAAAUCGAUUAUUGCAUUAUGGAAUGCUUUAAAAGUGGACGGUUUAAAAUACUUAAAUUUAAGGAAUCUCAACCAGUGA
Molecule: messenger RNA, 984 nt
Organism: Trachymyrmex cornetzi
Lineage: Eukaryota; Metazoa; Arthropoda; Insecta; Hymenoptera; Formicidae
Exons: 1
Coding region: 1-984 (327 amino acids)
Source: RefSeq, a predicted model, not a curated record